Molecule: messenger RNA, 3038 nt
Organism: Neoarius graeffei (lesser salmon catfish)
Lineage: Eukaryota; Metazoa; Chordata; Actinopteri; Siluriformes; Ariidae
Gene: crtc2
Product: CREB regulated transcription coactivator 2
Exons: 14
Coding region: 82-2571 (829 amino acids)
Biological process (GO): protein homotetramerization; positive regulation of transcription by RNA polymerase II
Cellular component (GO): nucleus; cytoplasm
Molecular function (GO): cAMP response element binding protein binding
Source: RefSeq, a predicted model, not a curated record
UCUCUCCAGUGUUUCUCUCUCGAGUCUAAUGUCCAUGUUGGAUAACGGGAAGGCAACUUUUCUUCACAGCACAGUAUAAUAAUGAACUUGACAGGAGCAGCUGCUGGAGCUGCAGGACGCGGCCAGUGGACCGGUUCAGGCUCCGGGUCUUUAACCUGCAACCCCCGAAAAUUCAGCGAGAAAAUCGCCCUGCAGAUUCAGCGGCAAGCCGAAGAUAUAGCCGCCUUCCAGGAGGUUAUGAUGGACAUCACUUCCACCAGGAUUCAGGCUCAGAAAGUUCAGCAAGCAAGAAGUUUGGCUUCAUAUUAUGGAGGAUCGCUGCCAAAUGUCAGUCAGAUGUCAGCAUGUCCAACAGGAAAUCAGAGUCAGUUUCUGUCUAACCCAGACUACAGUGUCACCCAACAGUCCCAGAUGAAGACAGAACACGGACAGAGAGAUCACCGACCCAGCAUCCAUGGACGGACAAACAGGAGACAUAUUGACAGCGCCCCCUAUCUGUCUGUCCACUUGUCUCCUCCCUCAGGCCCCAGCUGGCGGAGGAACUGCUUCAUCAGAGCUGCAAAUGAAAAAUGCCAGACGGACCAAAUGCCGAUGAUGGCCCUUAGUAGGACUCGCUCAGACUCGGCCCUUCACACCAGUGUGAGGAUGACCUCCAUCGGUGACCCAUAUCCUGAACAGGUCCUGUCUGGCUGCUCAAAAAAAACUGGGACCCCAUUGUUUUCACCUCCAGUGCCUCCGAUUGAAGAGAAUGUCCAAGAGGAAGGAAGGACUUCUAAAUUACAGAAGAUACCUUCAGCAUCAUCUGGAUGUGACACCCCUGGAAAUCACGUAAGCGGCUCUUUGCCAGACCUCUCCAGUCUGUGUCUGCCCUCUGCAGCGCCUGAGGCUUCAAACUUGCAACCUCCACUCAACACAAACCCGAUCAGCAGCUCCAUCGGCGUACACCACUUACCCAGCAGUACUGCACAUGACAUCUCGACUGACAGUGAUUUUCCCUUGCCUAGUUUGUCCUCAUGUCUCCAGGCGAUCAUCAGUAAUCCCUCGCUUCAGUCUUCUCUCAGCAACCCUAAUCUCCAGACGACACUUAGCAGCCCCUCACUACAUGACUCUCAAAGCUCCACGUCCCUGUGCGCGUCACUAAGCAGCUCCUCCCUGAAGUCCUCCCUUAGUAGCCAAUCUCUGCGUUCCUCGUUUAGUAGCUCGUCUCUGAGUAACCAGUCUUUCCAAUCAACAGCUAGCAGCUGCAGUUACAGUAGUGGGAUUGGUGGAUCGUGCUCUUGCUCCUCAUCCUCUCUUUCCUGCUCACCACGCACUUGUGAGCAGGUAACAGUGUCGCACACGACUUCAUCAGUGAGAAGAAGCCAGCUCAGCCCCUUAAUGGUGCCCAGUGGUGAAGAAUCCCUUUGGCAACAACCAACUCUGUCUCCCACACGCUCCUGUAUCACCCAGGGGGUUCCACUUAACAGCACCAAAGCACGACAAGAAGUCAAACCCCCACCAUAUCCUUACAGUAAAGUUCCUCUAACAGGGACUCCAAAGGUCCAUAAUUCUUCUCCGUCUUGGCAGCUCUGUCACUCGGUGGGAUGGGAUCAGUGCAGACAAAAUAACAGAUGGUGCCAACAGCAAGACGCAAAGCUGUUAAGUUCUCAGUGUAAACCACAAAAACAUUAUAUGCAGCAUCAGAAGCCACAAUACCAAACACAGGACAGCCUGCUGAGUCCCUAUCACUACACACCUCAGCAACAGCUAGACAAACAAACACCAUAUGCACCACAGCACUACCGACAGACUCAAAGUAAUCAACAGUCGCAGCAGCAACCAAUAAACUGUGCACAGACUCAACAAUACUUGCAUCAACAAGCACAACAAUUUCCACCACAGCAGCAACAGCAAUACCAGCAACUUGACCAAUGCUGGAAUCAGCAACUACAACUCGUAAACCACAACCAGAACCAGCUACACUACCAAAGCAAAGAUGAAGGUCAUCAGAACCAGCAACCUCUUCACCAUUUCAGUGUCGUGGCUGCUCAGAAAGAAUACACAUCAUGGAACGGUCCAUUAAAUCAACAAAACUUUCCUAAUAUGAGAAUACAAAGAUCUCUCGGGACGUACAUGCAUCUGAAGGAACGGCCGAAACUGCAGUCCAAGAAGCUGGUCCAAGAAACUGAAAGAGAGCAAGCUCACGGCUCUAAACUAGUCCAUUCUCUGAGAGAUCUCCAGUUUAGUAAAAUGGCUUCAACCAGUUCACCCGAGAAUGAAUUUGAGCUUCACAAUAAAUCCUACAUCGGCCUUCAUCUGACACCGAGCCAGACAGAAGCUCUUUCCCAGAAGCUUGGCCAACUCCAAAAGGUCACCAGAAAUUCUGACCCCAAAUGUCAGGAUGUAGACGGGAAACACCUGCGUGAUGUCGAGCACUUCAGGAACUCGCCAACCCAGAGUUACAGUGAUGUGUCAUGUAGUUUCCCUAGCAUCAGCUGUGCAGUGCCAUCUGCCUGCUUGGACGAUGUGAUUUCAGAUCUGCCAUUCUCAGUUCCAGAAUUUGACCUGGACCCCUUUGUCCUGGCAGACUGAAUCACCUGAAAUAUGGAGGAUUUUAGCUAUGUGCAAAAGUCAAAUAUUACACACAAGCAUUAUUAAUCAGGAUAAAAUGUACUAAAGGAGGAGGAAGAGUAAAUAUUUUAACCAGUGGCCAUAAAACGUGGCCCACAAUGUAACUUGCAUUAGAGAAAAUGGACCUUAUGUACAGAAUAUGAAAUAGUUUAGAAUGUCUACAAACCUUUAUUAAUAUUUCAGAGUGUAGUUUUUAAAACCAUUUAAUGUUCAGUCUUACUUAAAAACUUCAACUUCGAAGUUAGAUUUUAAGUUUGAAUUGGUCUUAACCAGCUUUAGAAGUAACCGCAGCUUCGUCUAACUAAUAGAACAGCACCACUUUCUUUGUGGUGCCUACUGAAUGAAGAUGUUUAUAUAAAUGCUUUGCACUAUAAAACCACAUUAAUGUAAACUAUUUAAUGUUAAAGUGAAUAUUAAAAAUAAAACUA